Molecule: messenger RNA, 669 nt
Organism: Durusdinium trenchii
Lineage: Eukaryota; Dinophyceae; Suessiales; Symbiodiniaceae
Source: the annotation of a GenBank genome assembly
AUGGAUCCCCAGCCUCCUCCUGUGGAGGGAGGAGGCUGCCGCUGUGGGCUCUGCGAGCGCAGUGGGAAGCUCUCUGAGAUUUUCCACAACCGGUUGAACAGGGAGAACCGGUUGCAGACCUACGCGGACGUGCACAAGGUCUACGUUGCGGUCCUAGAGCGGGCGGAAACCAAGGUCGAGCCUGAGGAGGCCGAGGACAAGAACGAGGAGGAGAGAGGCCUGCGUUGGGCGCACCUGGACGAGUUGGCGGAUGGAGCAAGGCGAAAGGUAAAGAAGAAGGCUCGCAAGGUAGCCCGUCGGAGCCGCAACAAGAAGCGGGGGGCGCAGCUCAUCGGGAAGUGGCGGGUCAUCGAGCUCGAGCGAGGAGAGUGCAGAGGUUUCCAGUCAAACGCUGACGUCAAGGCAACGAAUGACCCGGCGCAUAGCGAGCCAAGCGAGGAUGCUUACGAGAAGUGGGUAUCUAAGAUGCGAGGAGAAGAAGAAGGUGACGAACUCGUCAUGCUGGCUCUAUCACGGCUUUGCGGUGUGGCAGUCCAGCCUGUUCAAAAGAGCGGGUAUCGAGUGCCUUUGAUGGAUCCCUGUGGCGAAAGUGAAAGCCCGACUGGAUGGAUAAGCUACUGGGGCAACGAUGACCGGCAUUGGGUGUGGCUCAGGUUGCGCGGAGGAUGA